AUGAGGACCGGGCGAGUCAGGCUCGGUCCCUUGCAGCCGGCAGCAGCAGGCCCCACGCGAGGCCCCACGAGGGCUGGAGGUCCCGGCGGCCCGGCCGGCGCCUCGGCCCCGCGCCCCGGGGCGCCCCGCCACCCCCGCCCCCAGUUGGCCGGGCCGGGGGCGCGGGCGGGGCGCGGGCGGCGCCGCCGGGCGCGGGUCCCGCUCCGGCCUAGACCGGGCCGGGGGCUCGGCCGCCCGCCGCCCGGGGCCGGGGGUCCCCGCCCAGCCCCCUCCCGCCGCAUCACAACAAAAGGCCGCGCCGGCGGGGCCGCGGCUCGGCGGGGGCGCGGGCCGCGGCCGGGGGCUCGGCGGGCGGCCGGGGCGCUCACCUGGGCCGCGGCGCGCGGCGACAGCCUGGAGGCGCAGCCCGCGCGGCCAGCGGGUCGGCAGACGCGGCCUGGCCGCUCCGGCUCCCGGGCCGGAAUGGAUUCCGGGCCGGAGCGACGGAGCGAGAGAGAAAGGAGGAGGCGGCGGCCCGCGGGCGGGAGCGAGGGGCGGAGCGGCGGAGGAGGGGCGGCCGCGGCCCAGCCGCCCGCGUCCCCGCCGCUGCCCCCGCGGACCGCGCCGGCCCGGGUCCCAGGCCCCGCCCCGCCGCCCCCGGCCCAGGUGCCCCCGCGGCCGGUCCGCCCACCCGGCCCGCCUCUCCCGCCGUGGGCGCCCUCCUCCUGCCCGGCCCGGCGAGCGGCUGCGCUCCUUUUCAGGGUCCGACCCGCACACCACCUGGGCUGGGUGGCCCGCGGUGCCCCAUUUCACAGCUGCAGCCUGGAGGUCCGCGUCCACUGUCCUGCCGAGGAGCGGGCUGAGCCGGUGCUGCUGCAGCGAAGAAGGCUUGGCACUUCUGGACCCCGUGGGGCAGGAAGAAUAGCAAGAACUAGGGACACUGAGGAGACCAGCUUUCCGCCGUGAAGACUCUCCACCAUCCUGUGACUCAAGUGCCAGGGCUGCCCUAUUGGGGGUGGACACCCCACCCUUGGCUCCUUACCUGUCCUCCUGGAAUCAUGGCACCGGGAUCUGGUUUAAAUGACCACCACCUGCUUCCCUUCUGUUUCACAGGUGGGAGGCUAGGCCGCUGGGCUUCCCUGGACAGAGGCCCCUGAUGAGAGAAUCUGGGAGGGGCAUCCUCGGAAGUGAGAGGCCAAAGCCUCAGGGCGCAGUAGAGCUUCCAGGAGAGCAGGAAUGAGCAGGGCCUGGAGCCUGCCUGGUCUGGGUUCACCAGCAGGCGAGUCACCGCGGCUGGGCCUGUACACGUCCACCCGCUUCCCCAGUCCAGUCCCCUCUCCCAUCAAACUGAAGUGAACACUGAAGGAUAAGGAUUUCAGCUGCUUUCAAACAUGGCCACAAAAAAAAAAAAAAAAAAAAAAAAAAAUUUCUGGGAAAGCUACACUGACAAGUGUCAGUGAAGGCCACCAGGUUUGUGCCCAAAGAAUGGUGCCUCGUGUGGAGAUCAACUGAGGCCAGAGGGGGAAGGGACUGCUCAAGAUCUCUCCAUGAAAAUCAGCAGCACAACCAGUGUCACAGGCCCGACCAGGCUGCUGAAAUGGUGCACUUGUUUGCAAGGCUGGCUUAAAGAUUAACCGCAGCUUCCCAGGGCCGGGCGGGCCGGCUGGAGGAGCAGGUUCCUCGGCCUCCUUCACUCCUGAGACACAUCUACUGGCCUUCCUUGGCCACGCUGGCUGGGGUGGGGGAGGAUAUCCUUCCGGCUGACGUGCCGGAGCUGACUCUUACCAACUUGCAGGAACCGAUUGUGUUCUUCCCAGUGCCAUCUUCAGUGGUGUCACAUCAUUUACACCUUGGAAAUCAGCAAAGGCUACAAAUCAAGCCUUCGUUUUCCUUUCAGAGAACGUGUUGUUAAAUAUUUGCCAGCAUAUUACUAGCUUCGCCCCCAAACAUUAGAAAGUUCUGGACUUUUCUAGAGUUAGGAUAAUAAAGAACUUAAAAACAUAAGACUUUGAACCCACAGACCUGGGUUCAAGUCGAUUCUACCACUCCCUGGAUGUGUGACGUAGAGCAUGCAGUUCUCAGAGUCUCAGUAUGCUCAUCUGCAAAAUGGGCCAAGACAGCACGUACCUCAGAAGGCUCGCGUGAGGAGGACGUGAGUUGGGGGACAUUCAGCAGUUCUCACUGUUUCUGGCCCUGCACAGUCACAGGAGAGGGCAGCAUGGACACGCAUCUGCAGGCACAGAUGCAGCCUGCCACCUGGAGCCUCUGCUGACUUGGAGGGCCCUGCACAGCGGCUGAGGUCCUCAGAAGGAUGUGGCCAGCACAAUGGUUUCAUUAUCGAGCGGUGGAAGUACUCUUUAUUUUUAACCACCCCUCUGGGCCUCUGCUUAGGCUGUAACCCCCGCCAAGAAUGCCCGCCCCGUGGCCAGUUUCCCACCCUCCCCAUCCUUCGAGGUCCCGAGUAAAUGCCACCCCUGCUAGGACAUGUUUCCUGACACACCCUGAUGGAGGCACAUCCCAAGUCCAUUCUGGGUGUGUCUGUCCCCACCCUGAGAGCAGAGACCAUGGCCUGGCUCAUGCCCAGCACAGAGCAGGCACUGACCAGGGAGCGAGAACUGACUUGAAAUCCACAGCCGAAAGUUCAAAUUCUAAUUCUUCCCUUCACUGAUGUGUGACCUGCCUUCUUGGGGCCUCAGUUUACUCAGCAGUAAAAUGGGGGUAAAAUCCCACCCACCUUCCAGGAUUAUGCGUAUGGGAGACUUGCUGGUCUAACCUGGGGGGCAAGUGGUUCUGUGUACAUUAUUUUACUUAAAACUUUAGUUUUUAGUAAAACAGCAACUCAUCGCUUAAUACCUGCAAAUCAUCCACCAUUUUUAAUGAAAAGGACUGGCCCUGGAACAACAAUAGGGACCAUCUCCCAACCCAAAGUACCAGUAGGUGGUAGAUGCUAUUUAUUUAUAUAUGUAUGUAUUCAAAAUG
Sciurus carolinensis (gray squirrel) is the source of this 2958-nucleotide messenger RNA. Its product is annotated as translation initiation factor IF-2-like. The record is from RefSeq and is a predicted model, not a curated record. The coding region runs from base 1 to 945 and encodes 314 amino acids. NCBI's taxonomy places the organism in Eukaryota, Metazoa, Chordata, Mammalia, Rodentia, Sciuridae. The transcript is spliced from 2 exons.